UGUGAUAUCACUGACGAGUUAUGCACGAACAACUAAAAAAAGCGGCCAAGUGCGAGUCGGACUCGCCCAUGAAGGGUUCCGUACCAUUUAUGACGUAUUAAAAAAAAAACUACUUACUAGAUCUCGUUCAAACCAAUUUUCAGUGGAAGUUUGCAUGGUAAUGCUAAUGUGUAUCAUAUAUUUUUUUAGAUUUUUCAUUCUGUUAUUUAAGAAGUUACAGGGACACACAUUUUUUCCACUUUGGAAGUGUCGCUCGCGCAAACUAUUCAGUUUAGAAAAAAAAUGAUAGAAACCUAAAUAUCAUUUUUGAAGACCUAUCCAUAGAUAGGUACCCCACACGUAUGGGUUUGAUGAAAAAAAAAUUUUUAUUUUUAUUUUAUGACGUAUUCAAAAAAUACUACUUACUAGAUCUCGUUCAAAUCAAUUUUUGGUGGAAGUUUGCAUGGUAAUGUGUAUCAUAUAUUUUUUUUAGAUUUUUUAUUCUGUUAUUUUAGAAAUUACAGGGGUCUCUCGCGUAAACUAUUCAGUUUAGAAAAAAAUUAUAUUAUAAACCUCAAUCAUUUUUGAAGACCUAUCCAUAGAUACCCCACACGUAUGGGUUUGUACAGUAUAAGCUCUUAUAGUUUCGGAAAAAAGUGGCUGUGACAUAAACGGACAGACAGACGGACAUGACGAAUCUAUAAGGGUUCCGUUUUUUGCCAUUUGGCUACGGAACCCUAAAAAGUACCUAUGAAUUGAUUUUAAUUAACUUAACGCCUAUAAUAUCUUCUUAAAUAUUGAUCCUAGAGAAAAAAAGUUCUGAGUGUUUUUUGUAGGAAAUAUUAUGUGCAUAUUGUUUAAGUAUAAGAACGUGUUUUGCGAAAGGCUACCGUUUAAGAGUUAUUUACGAAAAUCUAAAAAGGAACUUAAAAAUUAAUUAUUAUUAACAUUACCGCUUUAGUUCUAUUUAAAUAUUGAUCCUAGCGAAAAGUGUUCUUCAUGUUUCUUAUAGAAAAUUAUAUGGUUAUUAUUUAUGUAUAAGACAUUUCUUUGCUAUAGGUCAUACUUUACAAAUUAUUUACGAAAAACUAAAGACAAUGAACCUUAGAAUUAAUUUUAAUUAACUUUCCCUCUUUAAUAUCUUUUUAACUCACUCACUACCUGCUACUCGGCGAACACAGGCUAUUCGGCGAAUAAUCGACUAGGCACUCGGCGAAUCCCGCAUGGCUAAUCGCGGCUUUUAGUUUUACUGAUUUAAUUUAACUAAGAGAAUUAAAUAUUAGACCUUUUUCACUGUUAAUACAUUCAACGAGGUUUACAGCCGCCACUAUAUAAAAAGAAGAUGUCAUCAGUCCUCCUCACGUUUUUCUUUUAUUUCACUCGUCAAAAUUCAUCCGUCGGAAACAAUAAUCUAAAUUAAGUCAAUGUUGUAAAAACUAAAAAAAAACCGUUUUGAAAAACACCCGAUUGCGAUGGCGAACCAGGACGACGGCCUCUUCCUCCUGGAAGUGUUAAUUGAUAAAAUCAUUUAUUCAAAAAGUCCAUGUUUUUCCGACAAGGCCUUUAGGACUUGUGUCAGCGUUAAGUGUCCCGCGUGUGACCCCCUCGAACUUUGUGACGAUGAUGCCGGUGGCAGUACCGGUCUCAACGACUCUCCAUUCAUGAAGUCAUUUAACAGCGGGAAAUCCUGCCUUUUUUCACUUAAGCAAUCCGAUAUCUCCAGCGCAAUGAGCAAGUUCGAAAUAAAAGUAUCUGUCUUCAAAGAGCUUCCUUGUGGUUGUUUGCCAACGAAAAUAAACCUAGGAGAAGCAACGAUUGACAUGACUAAGGAAUUCGUGCAGGCCCGUAAGAGCUUCUUAGAAGACCCUGACAACGUCAGCUAUCAAGCUUUGAAAGAUUCAUUCCAUAUAAAAGGAUCAGAUGGUGUAGAAACUGGCGAAAUUUUAAUGUUUUUGCGUAUUUCAUGUUUUGGUAAAUUAAUUGUUACCAAAUUCCGAGGUAGUGGAGGCCCUCCUGUGUUAGGCAGUGGAAUGGGAGGUUCUGGAAUUGUAGACCGAUCGUGUAACCCUCCAAGAAAAUCACAGAGCCCCGGCGACCCUUGCGCAUGCGGAGCAGCGCGCGCCGCUGGCGGGGGUGCUGCGGCUGGUAGCUCACGCGGCGGUGCAGGUGGCGUCUGUGACCCAGCUCGCGAUCCCUAUAAUAGCAUGCCGUGCGAAGACCCCGACGAUCCAUGCUACUGCACUGGUGCAAAGCCAGACGCUAAGCAGCAGAUGGCCUGCAGAAAUACACAGCAAUACUGCUUGCAUGUACCAAAAGGUGCACCGCCGGGUACGCUACUUCACCAACAUUCAUCUGAAGAACAAAAGCUGAAAUUCAAAGCACCGAGCUGGCACCAGCAACUUGACUUGAUCAAGCAGUAUAUUAAUCGCCUGCACCAAAAAACCGAAACUUUAGUGCUAAAAGAUAUAUCCCAACACAAUUCGUUCUCUAGCACCUCUAAAACAAGUUCCAUCACACUUUGUCCAAGUUCCAGUGUAUGCACUAUCAGGUCGAAGAGAAACAGCGUCUGUUUUGCAAACAGCAUAAAUUACUUUUGGAAGAAAAAUAACGAAAUAAAUGAUUGCAUAAAGAAUAUACCAGAUACAUUUUAUGUGCCUAAAUAUGGAAGACAGCAAACCACCGUAUAUAUGACGCUGUAUGACCAGUUCUGUCGCCAUCGCACAUCGGGAACACAGGCCACCGCAUCGAUAAACAAGUCGUUCCAAGUUUCCACAGAGCGAUAUAUUCAGUAUCAACCCAGCUUACCUAGCAGUCUUAGUAAGUUAAGCUCUACUUGUUCUAUUAUAACGAAUAUGCCAGACUAUGAUAUUACCAACAAAGACCAUUUAAGGAGAAUGAACUAUUCAGAAAUGUAUUUCUUUAGUAGAAAAAAUAAAAAAGACGGGAAGAGAGUGGAUGACGAUGGGUCAGAAUUAUAUAGAUCGAGCAAGAGCGUGCAAGUGCAAAGUAUGAGACAUUCAACAUCUGCGCAAACGAAUAAGAAACAAGCAGGUUCGUGUUGUGCAACUGCAACAUUAAAGGCUGUGUCUAUUAAAGAACCUGACAAACAAAGAUGUUCCUCCGAGUUUGACACUAAUAACGAUUCUGGUUUGUCGGCGACUAUAUCGCACAUUAAAAUUGCUCCUCGCCAAUCGUGCCCAAUACAUGGUACUAGCCCUUGCCAAGGACCAAAUUGUAUCGCUAUGGGUUUAGGACCGUGCUCCGAUCCUUGUGCUCCAUCAAAUUGUAUUACUCUUAAUUCUGAUAGUGGAGAACAGAAAGUCCCAAUAAAAAUGAGUACUACAAAUAACCCCCGACGUGGAGUGUUUGAAUUAGUAAUUCGCAGAUUGAAUGGAGCCCCGUUGGCUAGAAACGAGUUGUUUUUGGAAUGGACUCCACCGCCCGGUCGGUCUGCUUCAUGUUGUGGACCUUAUCCAUUGAUAUGUUCGGUGCCUGCACCAUGCCGGCCGCCUAAGUGUAAAAUACCUGUUUGCCGCCCACCUAAGCCAAAAUGUUGCAAAAAGCCUUUAAGAUGUAAAUUCCCUUGUGGACCAAAAACUUCCCGCUGUGGACCUUGUAGCUUAUGUGGCAGAGUAUCUUGUCCGGGAUGUCCAGCGAAGCCUUGUUGCAGACCUUGUCCGCCUAAGCCCUGCCGACCUAAGCCCUGCCGACCAAAGCCACGCGUUAAACGUUGUAAACCCUGCAAACCCUGUAAGCCUUGUUGUCCUCCCUUCCCUUUUAAACCCAGUUGCACUAGCUGCACUGUGUGUUGCAGUACUAUUGAACCAUGCUCCAAACCACCAUGCAAGCCCUGUCGACCUUGUAAGCCUUGUAAACGGUGUAAACCUCCAUCUUGCAAACCCUGCAGGCCGUGUUUCCCUUACAGACCUUGUGUCCCUGACUUGGCUUGCCCGACAAGUAAAACUAGUAUAGUUUUUGCAGCCUGUAAAUCUAAGCCUUGUAAGCCGUGUAGCCCAUGCGAUCCGUGUGGCACUCCGUGUAGUCCUUUUCCAGCCUGUUUUUCUUGCUAUCCUUGCAUUACUCCUAAAUCAUGUUUGCCUAGCUUUUCUUCAACUUGUACACUUUUUUGCCCUCCUAGUAAUUCGUGUAUUCGUUUUGAUACUUCUAACACAUGCAUUUCUUCUACGGUUGCUUGCAAGGCUUGUGAUCCUUGCGACCCAUGUAAGCUUAGGAAACCGUGCAAACCAUGCAAACGUUAUAAAUCUUGCAGAAAAUCGAAAUCUUCCAAAUCUUGUAGGCCUUCUAGUCUCUGUCGACGCUGUAAACCUUGCAAACCAUACAGUGCUGGUCCUAGUAACACUUCGUCACCUGAUAUCCCAAUGGACACUUGUAGUCCGUGUAUUCCAAUCGAAUGCUGUAAAGUUUCUGAACCUUGCGAUCCUUGCGUACCUUGCGAUCCUUGUGUACCUUGCGAUCCUUGUGAACCUUGCGGUUCUUGUGAUCCUUGUAAUUCCAAUCCUUGUGAUCCAUGCGAUUCUUCUGAUCCAUGCAAUCCUUGUGAUCCCUGCGAUCCUUGUAAACCAAAAAAGCCAUGUAUAGUUGCUUUCCCUUUUAAACCUUACAAAACUUGUCGCAAGCCGUGUCGAGGAAAAUGUUGCAGGCGUUGUAAGCCUUGUAGCUUAUGCCGACUUUUUAAGUCUUACGUGCCCUGUAAGCCUUGCAAGGCCAUUAAGCCCUGUCAACCAAAUAAGCCUUGCAAGCACCGCAAGGCUUGCAAGCCCAAAAAGUCUUGCAAACCAUGUAAUCCUUGUUCAACUACCGAAUGUUGUGAAGGACAGCAAUGUUCCACUGUUUGCUUGCCUUGCCCGUCCAUCUGCAACUCCGUACUCCAGUGUCCAAUAGUAAGAGGCCGCAAAGGUUGAACUGUUGUAGGUUUAUAAAUAAGCAUUUAAGUACACGAAUUGUUCAACAGCGACCUUUUUUAAGGGUUUUUAUGCUGACAUUCUAUUGCCUAUUGUAUGUAAUCAAAAGAUACAAAGGCUUCCACUUCAUCUAAUAAUCUAAUGUGUACCUUGUGUACUAGGUCACAUGAUUAUUAUCAUUACAUUUUCUUUUAGUUGCUUCUGCUAGUAGUAUAAUCUAGAGUCAAUGUAAGUUUGGCCUACAGUUAAAUAGGAUAUGAAAUCAAGCACUUUUAAAAUAUCGCUUUUUAUAUAUUUUGCUAAGUUUAACUGAAAAAGUAUCUAAAUGAACGACUAAUCUUGAUUAGUCUUGCUUUAAUUUUUACCAUAACUGUAUAAGUAUUAUUCAUGUAACAUUAUACAAUAGUUUAUCAGCUAAUGAAGAUGCGGUUAGAGACUAUCCCAUUGAAAUACCUACUCAAAAACCCAACAGGUAACUUUAAUAGCAACCACUGAAUUAUACAAUACAACAAACUCGAAAUAAACGCAUCUCCCUAUAUCAAA
Cydia pomonella (codling moth) is the source of this 5444-nucleotide messenger RNA. RefSeq lists its product as uncharacterized. Bases 1452 to 4901 code for a protein of 1149 amino acids. The transcript is spliced from 3 exons. The record is from RefSeq and is a predicted model, not a curated record. NCBI's taxonomy places the organism in Eukaryota, Metazoa, Arthropoda, Insecta, Lepidoptera, Tortricidae.